Messenger RNA from Closterium sp. NIES-65, 3813 nucleotides. NCBI's taxonomy places the organism in Eukaryota, Viridiplantae, Streptophyta, Zygnematophyceae, Desmidiales, Closteriaceae. The record is from the annotation of a GenBank genome assembly.
AUGUCGGACUGGGCGCCGCCAUCACAAGUAGUGGUGGAGGUCAGGCUGGCCGACUACGACCACCCUAUCCGCGAUAAAGUGCCGGGCACAGUGUCGGACGGGCAUGUCGGUGCCGGCGUGCUUUCCGCGACGUCGUUCGGGUGGGUAGCGAUACAGAUCGACCAUCUGACAGGCGAGAAGGGUCGUAGUGGGGUGAGCAUCGAGAGCGUCGGGAUGAAGGGGCUGAAGGCUUUGCGCGACAGCAUGGUUGAGUACGUCGGCAAGGUCAUUGCCGUAAAACGCACCGCGGCGCCGACUUCUCAAGCUGCCGGACCCGCCGACAGUGCCAUUGAUGACGACGGCGCGGAAGGACAGAAGGCGCCCCAAGGUGCAGUUGCUGCCCAGCAUCAGGGGAACGCGAGGGUGCAUGGGGAAGGUGGAAACGGUGGAGGAGGCGACGCAGAGGCAGGUGCGGGAAGGUUGGAAACGGAGAAUUCGUCGUCGUCGUCUGAGUCGGAGUCGGAGUCGGAGGAGGAAGACGAGGCGGUGAAGCGUAAGGACAAGGAUGAGGAGGAGGAGGAGGAGGAGGAGGAGGAGGAGGAGGAGGAGGAGGAGGAGGAGGAGGAGGAGGAGGAGGAGGAGAAUAAGGACGAGAAUGGUGAGAAGUGGGAGGGAGGGAAGGAUGAGGAGGGGGGGGAUGAAGAGGUGGAGCUCGUGGUGGAGUAUGUAGAGGGUACAGUUGAGGCGGGAGCGGCGAAAGAGGCGGUGGGGCCGGCAGAUCAGGGGAACGAGGAAGAGAAGGAUGACGGCGCGGGAAAUGCUACGAGGUCGGCAGAUGUGGGGAAGGAGAAGGGCGAGGUCGGCGUGGAGGCAACGACGGGAAAUGGCCUUCAUGAGGCGGCCUGCGAGGGAGGUGGGAAGGUGUCGGUCGACGCCGGCGAAGGGGCGAACAACACGGGCGUGCAGGAGAACGGGGAAGCACCUGGUCGGCAGGGCCCUGAACUGGACGAUGUUGAGGAGCUGCGACGGGAGAACUGGUUGUUGCGGGCGGAGAACGCUCGGCUGGCGACGUUGCUCGAUGCGGAGCGGGCUCGGCUGGACAGGUUUUUUGUUGGGAUCAGUGGACUCGUCGACCACGUGAAAGGGUUGGCCGAGCAGGUCGACGACACCGAGAAGUAUGCCGCGGAACAGCUGCAAAACGCGAUGGAGGCCAUGUUGAAGACCAUCACGGGCAACAUCACCGGCAGCUUUGACGAAGCGUGGAAGUUGAUGAAGACAUUCGCGGAACAGGCGACGGAGUGGUUGGAGGACUUCGACAAUUCGGAGGGUCAUUUCGCGUAUGCACGGGCGUUAGCGGUCUCCGCCUUGGCCGAACACGUAGAUUCGGUGGUGGGCGAUGUGAAGAAGGGGUUGGAAGAGUACGUCUCGAACCACCUUGCCUCCGCGCAGGUCAACAUCGCCACCGCCAGGCUCGCCGUGCCGCCGCCGCCAUUGCCUCAUCCCACGCCGCCCGCCAUCCCGGAAGAGCUUUUGAAGUUGUUCAAGGCCGACAUCAUGAAGGCGGUGACGGAGGCCACCCAGCAGUCUUUCGUUGCUUCCGGGAUGAAGAUGGUGACAGAGAUGAUCGGCACUGUGGCGCCAGGUCGACGUGGGUUGUCGCCUUUGGCCAAUGACGCCGAUAACGUGCAAAGGAAAACGGCCGAGAAGCAGGGCCAUAAGAGGACGGGCGACGGAGACGACAAGGAGAGCUCGAAGUGGAGCAAGGGAGUGGACGGUAGCCGCGGGUCAAAGCCUGCACAGCAGAGCGUGGUCAACCAGCUGAAGACGAAGGCGGGGUGGAAGGUGGUAAGGACGUCGCACAGCAAGGGAGGCGGAAGCGGGGGAGCAGAGGGUGGCCGUGCCGGCGGGGUCGCCGCUUACGUAGCUGCUCCGACUGGCCCGCCUUUGGUCGCCGAGCAGACCCAUCCUCAGGCGAGCGGUGGGAAAGGCGUGACCGACAAGGAGGUGCCAACUGCUCAGGCGGCGAAUGAUGGCGACUCCGGAACCACCAAGGGACCGUCCGUCGCGGCGGCGGCCAAGCCUGCUUCUGCUACGGUUGCCGGCACCACCAAUUCGAGUCCCCGUAACCCCCUUGCGGGUACGAGCGCGCCUGCCGGCCACUCAGGUGCAAACAAAGAUGGGGAGGCUGCUCCAGCUCCAGCAGCCCCGGCUGCCGCCAAGGGCGUCGCGAAGGCUUCUUCGGCUAAGGGUGAUGUCGUGGCAUCAGCUAAGCCCCCCCCCAGUGGUACCGCGGUCAGGGAGAUGCUCCGCCGCAUGGAGGCACAUAGCAGGGACGUGCAGCAGCAUCCCGUGGUCGACGCCGGCCUUCCUGGAACAGCACGUCGCUCCGUCACUACGCAGGUUGCCGGCAAGUCGUCCGGUGCCCCACCUGCCGCGCCUCCGAUGGCCGCCCCACCGCCUGCGGACCCCAACCAUCAUGGACACGGCGCAUGUGGUGCCGUCGGCGACCCAUGGAGGGGGUUCGGCAAAGCAGACGGCCGCAACGGCUGCUGUCGCCGAGAGAAAUGUUGGACGAAGGAAAAGGACAACAACGGGAAAGGGAAGGCGGUCUCUCAGAGGAGCACGCGGGCGAUGUCUGCGGGGAAGUUGAUGUCGGAAGAGAAAGGGAAGAAGGCGGAAGGGGAGCAGGACAAGACGGGCGGCAAGGGUAAGCCGGCGAAGAAGGAGAAGGCGGAGGAGGAGGACGAGGAGGGCGGCAAGGGAGAUAAAGAGCAUGGACGCAGGGAUCAUGGCAUCCGCCGAGACAAGGCUGGCGACGGGCAAGGGUGGGAGGGCGAGAUUAAGGUAAACGGACAGAAUCGGUACAUCGGCAAGUCGAGGGAGAAGAUGGAGCUGGCCUACGAGCACGCGAUUGCGUUCGUCGUCUACGACGGCUACGUGAGCAAGGUGCUCAUGAAGGAGCUCACCGUCUUGAAGCCGGGGGAGUUGGAUAAAUGGAAGGAGGUGUGGGCGGAGGUCAAGUUCUUGCCGACUAGGAUGUGGACGGUGAUGUGGGCAAGAGGCUUGUGCCAUCCGAGAGCACGGUUCGACGACAUACUCGGCAGGUACCGUGGGUACGCGAGUGCGGGUGAUGCGCUUCAUGACGUGCUCUGGCCGGCGAUCUGGUUCCCCAUCAUCGAGGACACGGAGGAAGGCAAGGAAGAGACGGACACUCUCAUGUCGGCGAUGGUAAAUCGCGUGUCGAUGUGCGCGGCGUAUGGGAAGGUCACGGCGAGCGCGGCGUUUGGGAAGGUCGAUGCGAGCGUGGAGGGGAAGGCGGACGAGAAGACGGAGAUGGGGGCCCAGACGUUAGCGGCAUGGGCAUGCGCCAUCUGGUGCUUCUUGGAGACGGGGGCGUCGGUGCUCGGUGCUGUGGGCAAAGGGAAGGCGACGGCGAUGGUGGCAGGUGCGGGGGAGGCGAGGGCCGAGGACUUCAAGGAGGUGAUGCACGCGGUGGUAGACAUAGCACGCAGUAGGCAGGCUCCCGUGGGGGAGGUUGCACAUAACGCCGCGCCAUCGCUGCAGAGCCAGGCAGUGGCCAGGGCCUUCGCGAAGGGAGUUGAGGAAGUCGAGGCCGACAUGAUCGCAAGAGCGACGGUCGAGACCUUGGCGUUCUGGGGAAUGUGCCCCGUCGCCGGGCCCAAGCUCAAAGCGCAGGGCAUCGAUGUGCUGUGUGACGCGAGGAUGGAGUACGAUAUGGAUCACACGGGGAGGAAGGGGGAGAAGGUCAAGCAGAGUAAGGGCAGCAGCAAGAGGAAGAAGGGCAAGCAGGGCAAGGGCAGUACGGAUGCGUAG